Messenger RNA from Lasiosphaeria miniovina, 1827 nucleotides. RefSeq names its product putative UV radiation resistance protein. Bases 1 to 1827 code for a protein of 608 amino acids. The transcript is spliced from 2 exons. Gene Ontology annotation, biological process: SNARE complex assembly. The record is from RefSeq and is a predicted model, not a curated record. Gene Ontology annotation, molecular function: SNARE binding. Gene Ontology annotation, cellular component: endosome; lytic vacuole. NCBI's taxonomy places the organism in Eukaryota, Fungi, Ascomycota, Sordariomycetes, Sordariales, Lasiosphaeriaceae.
AUGUCGUCCGAGUCAACUCGCCCGCUCCUGCUGCCGCAGAACCGCAAGCUGCGCCAUCUCCGCGGCAUCUACCUCCGAAACCUCACCUUCGCCCGCCCCCGCGGACGCACCAUUGACGACGCUGCUCUUAACAAGAGUCCCGCUAAGAUUGAGGCCCUCCGCAACGCGCCCCAGCUCCAGCAUGCCCUCUCCUCAGAUGACCUUCGCCCCCCCGCCGGCCGGCGCCGCAGCACUAACCUCGGCAACGCGAGCCCGCUGACGCGGCAGAAGAACAUGGAGGAGAUCUUCAACAACAGACUGGCCGACGCCUUCUUCUCACUCCAUGUCGAGGGCGAGGAGGAUCCCGUCUACAUCAGCGAGGUCGCCGAACGGUCAGCGAACUUCAAUUUCCAAUUCUUCGAGCUCACCGAACUCGCUCCCUCAGUCACGCGAUCGCCCCAGGUCACCGUCAAGGUCUGGACAAAGCGGAAGGGCGACUGGAGCCUGUUGCUCGAAGAUGAAGUCGAUCUACGGGCCCUGAACUGGCUGGGCACUCUGCAAAACGUCCAUUUCCCCCCCAACAGCCUCGUAUUCCAUAUGAUGGAUGGAAUAUACUCGAUCGAGCUCUCCAACAGCUACCCGCCCCCUAAGAGGACGGCUUCGCUCCCUACGUCGUCGUACAAUGCGUUGAUGCGCCUGGCCACGCUCGACAACUCGAUCCAGGAUGCUAUCGCAACCCGUGACGCACUCUCGCAGCAGAUUAACGACCUGUUGGAGAAGGAGCCCAAGAACGAGCUGCCCAAGGCCGAGGACAAACUGGCGCGCGUUAGUAGGUAUCUGGCCCGGCAGCGCAAGGCUGUCGCAGCGGCCCAGAAGCGGAACGAGGACCUCAAAGCGUCCAUUGCCGCGCGCAGAUCGGCCAUUGCCGAGGGCCGGGCUCUGCAGGAGAAGGCCGGAAAAGACGUCGAGAACGCCGCCGAGAAGCUUACAGAGUCGCGCAAGUCGGUUGCCGAGACUAAGGAGCUGAUCCACGGGCAGCGCCGGCGCAUCUGCGAGGACCUGUCGCUCAUCUACAACAUCACCCCCGUGCCCAUGGGCCCGCCGCUCUCGUUCCAGAUCUGCAGCAUCCCCCUACCCAACACCGUCUACGACUCGACGCUCAGAUCGGCUGGCGAGGACGCUCUGUCGGCCGCGCUCGGCUACGUCGCCCGCCUGGUCGACGCGCUGCAGUACUACCUCUCGGUGCCGCUUCCCUACCCGAUCCAGCCAUUCGGAUCGCGCGCCAGCAUCCGCGAUGACAUCAGCCAGCUGGCCGACCCGCAGCGCGAGUUCCCCCUGCACGUCCCGCGCGGCGGCUCCAGCGCGCAGUUCCGCUUCGACUACGGCUGGUUCCUGCUCAACAAAGACAUCGAGGCCCUGUGCGCAUCGCAGGGGCUCAAGGUUGUCGACAUCCGCCACACGCUGCCCAACCUCAAGUACUUGCUGUACGUGUGCAGCGCCGGCAGCGGCGACGAGGUGCCUGAGCGCAAGCGCGGCGGCGUGCGCGGGCUGUGGGCCGGCCGCAUGAAGAACAGUUUGAGUGUUGCAGAGGCAGGCGGCGAUGGCGACGACGCAGGAAGCACCCCCGCAGGCAGCCGCCGCGGCAGCGACGCCAGCGACGCCUUUGGCAAGACGCGCGACGAGCUCCGCCGCGCCAUUUCCAUGGGCAGCAACGCCGGCGAUGGGCAGAAGCAGCCGGCAAAGGCAGCAACCCCGCGGCCGCCGUCACUGAUGUCCCUGCCCUUCCACGAAAGCGAGACUAAGCUGACGCUGCGCACCAAGGGUCUUAGGGAGAAUGCCGCGCGCUGA